Nicrophorus vespilloides is the source of this 1550-nucleotide messenger RNA. RefSeq lists its product as uncharacterized. Gene Ontology annotation, biological process: positive regulation of synaptic transmission; regulation of synaptic plasticity; regulation of membrane potential. Lineage: Eukaryota; Metazoa; Arthropoda; Insecta; Coleoptera; Silphidae. The record is from RefSeq and is a predicted model, not a curated record. Gene Ontology annotation, cellular component: cytoskeleton of presynaptic active zone; presynaptic membrane. Gene Ontology annotation, molecular function: small GTPase binding; transmembrane transporter binding.
UGGUCCGGGCCGGGUCUCGCUCCGGGUGGUGAGAUGUGCGUGUAGUGACUGCCACCAGUUGAUUAUAAAGGACGAUUCCGUCUCUACUCAAUCCAGGACAAUCCAGGUGUCUUGCAAAGAUAUAGUGAUGUAAAGUGCGUCUAAACCGAUCCGAAAUAUAAAUCUAUAAUAUAAAGGCGGACAGCGCUUCAGUUAGAUAACCAUAGGUGAAGAUUUCGAGAAAUACUUCAACAUGUUGCCGACGAACGUGAUGUCCUUCAUGAAGAAGAUGGUGGCGGCAGAACCGGGGACGGCAACAACGGACGCGAACGACGCCGGCACAACCUUCGGCAAGCUGAAGCAAACCUUGUCAUCUUCUCUGCUCACAGCUCAGGACAAAGUGAAUAAAAUGUCACCAAGACCGUCGCUAAUACCGGAUAUUGAUUCAACGAUCGCCCCGGUGGCGGAAGAGAAGCCGCCGCCUCCGGCAUCUCUGGCCGUGCAGAAAAAUGAGCCGGGAAAGCCACCCAGUAGGGCAGGUGCAUGUCGGGUAUGCCUGAAGGCCUUUAAGCCGGAUGACUUCAGCAAAACCUGUGCAGGAUGUUCCCAAAGAGUCUGCGAGGACUGCGCCUCCUACAGCAAACUUGCCGAAGACGAGGAUCCGACAAAAUGGACAUGCAGCGUUUGUCGCAGGAAAAUACAGUCUCGUGCAGCAAUGCAACAGGACUCUUCCGAGAGUCUGUUGGAGAUACCGAUGCAGGAAUUGCAGAGGAGGCAUUCGGAAGCGAGGCUGGGAUCGUCUGGAGGUCUGACCCCGGGCGUCGGAAGUGGAUUAGCACCUCCGAGGAGUCCUGAAUUGAGAAGACACUCGGACGUGUCCCCAGCAUCCUUGAAGGAAUUGGAGAAACUGAAAGGUACCGGACAGAAGACGGAGGAUUGGGCCAGACGCGGGGGCCGCAGUGGUGCCACCAGUCGGGCUAACAGUCCCCCAAGGGAGGCUACCCCGACGAUGAGCAGGUCUCGGCGGGGCUCGAGGGUUGUGGCUAGACAGCACAGCUACGACGAAGAGGUUAACAAGACCUCCGCCGGGGUAAACGCGACCGGUGGGGCACUCGGUGGAGGCGGCGGCGGUGGUAACGAAUUGGGUCUGGGUCUUCCAGCCCCGAUGCCCCGUCGGGCCUCCGCCUACGACGUGUUCACGGUGCCAGGCCUAAGCACGGUGACGACGGGUCCGACAGGUCGUAGACCUUCUUUCCGAGUCCCACCCGCCGACCCUCCGAGUCCCCCGAGCCCUGAGACCUCGGGUCCGGCUGCUCUCAUUAUUCCGGAUACCAAAGACAGAAGGAACAGCCGCAGAGGAUCGCAAUUGCCAGAUAUAGGCGGUAUGCGCACAAUGGUUGCACCAAGGCCGACUCCGGCCCUUGAGGAUUUGGAGGCUGCACCCCGACGACAGGCAUCCGUCGACGCCGAGGCCAUCCGCAUCGUAAUACACGACGUGGAUUCGGGGCCUUCCACUGCGGCCCAAAGGAGGGUCAUUCUAAGGCGAGACCCGACGGACAAAGCUCACCGAA